This is a messenger RNA of Stylonychia lemnae, 798 nucleotides long. The record is from the annotation of a GenBank genome assembly. NCBI's taxonomy places the organism in Eukaryota, Ciliophora, Spirotrichea, Sporadotrichida, Oxytrichidae.
AUGCAGUGCCGAGAUGUCAUCUAAUUCUAAAACAUUCCUUACGGUAUUACCAAGGAGAUCGAAUAAAGAGAAGCCUACUGGGAACAAAAAUAGUUAUAAUUUUUGGAGGAAUUUGAAGAUUACGACAAGUUUUUCAAUAAAUGCUUUGUUAUUGAGAGCAUUGAUGCCUAAUGCAAUCAAAAUUUACUGCUUGAUGGUUCUACUUCACCAAUCUAGUUCAAGCAAAAACUCAUUGAUGUAUUUAGAAAUAACAAUAGUACACCGGAAGAUUCUAACUGCUCGAACGGUAGGAAAUUUAGUGUAACAAGCUUUCUCUUGGAUUGCUCUUCAUCUAGUGACAAUGAUUUCACAAAAUAAACUGAAUAGAAGGAACCUUUGUUUGAAAUCGCAGUGUAUAGUAAUUUGACUAAGCACGAUUCUCAAGAGCUUCCCCUAAUUUCAUAAAUUGAGGAAAAAAGUAUUAUUAAAACUAAAACAAUUGGGAAAAAGAGAAAGUGCAAAAAUCAUCUAAAAUAUUAAAAACCUUGCUCUAAAAUGCUCAAAUCAAAGGAAUAGAUUUAGUAUCUUGAAUCUUAGUUUGUAUGCAAUUAACGUUGGACUAGAUAGAAAAUACGUUAGAUGUCUAAGGAAAUUAGUCUUUCAUUCUACUAGAUAUAUAAAUGGAAUUGGGAUCGCCGCAUCAUCAUGGAAAAAUUCUAAGAACAAAGCAAUCACUUUCUAUGCAAUAACCAAAAAAUAUUUUAGAUUGAGAAAUGUAGUAGAAAAUAAAUCAGCAAAUAAUAAUAAGUGUCACACUGA